GCCGGGGCUGGCUUGAUCUCUUCGUUGUUGCUGUUCUGAUGUGAUGGCUUGGAUGGGCCGGAGGAGGAGGAGGCCCAGGGCGGCAGCGUGGCAACCGUGACGGUCGUGCUCCCGUCUUCUGAGAACAUGGACAUGAGCUGCUUGUCGUCCAGGCAGUCGAAGCCGCUGUAGCCACCGUCGGGGCGGACUGAAUUCCGGUACUCCCCAGCCUCGAGGAAGGCGAUCAAGUCGCUAGCCGACCUCUGGUGGACCCUGCGCCUCGUGGACAAGAACUUGAGGAAAUCUCGACCCAUGAAGGCUGGCAGCUGCCACCGGCGCUACCACCUGCAUUGCCAGGGUGAGGGAAUGGAGGCUCGCUCGGGGCGAUGAGGUGGGAGACAUGCGGGGGUGGUGGGGGUUGCGCCAUGCAAUUUGCGAUCUGGCAAUCUGCAAUCUUUUGGGACCUCAACCAAAGACAGAAUGUCGCCACUAAUGAACAAGGCGAGGCGAGCGAAAACAAGAACGACUGGCAAUCGGAGUUGGUAGAGAUCACGAACGGAAGAGAUUCAGAGAGGGUUUAGAGAGAGAGGGAGAGGGAGAGAAUUGAACACGGUCGUCGUGCCGCGUCAGUUCUAGCUAAAGGCACUGUUCUAUUGGCAAGCACCUUAAAGUAUGAUGGGCUUGAGAAUACUAGUCAGCACGGUACAGCAUAUUCAAACCGGAACGAUCGUGAAGUGUGGAAUUCUUGUGAGCAUAUUGCCGAGGAUGGUCUUAGGAUAGACGCUCGAUUCACUUUCUGCUCGAAAUUACUUCUGCCUAGUGAAUCUGACUAUCUUUGGCCUUUGUCAGGUUUACCCCAGUAUGAUCCACCACCUUCUUCCACGAUUGUAUGAGAACUUUAACGUAGUGGGAAUGCUACCGGUGAAUGCAUCGACAACUUCAUCAUCAUUCAUACUAAAUUCUCAGACAGAGCCCCCUUCAAACCAAAGCUAUCAUGGCAAUUGUGCUCCCAUCCGGCAGGAGGAAGAGAAGAUAGGUGGCUUGAAGCCGUCAUGUCCGUUCUCUUCAGAAAAGCUCCCUGCAUUUCCGGUCCACUUAAAGCUUCUUACAUCUGCCAAUACUCCCCAGAGGUCAGACGACUCGGCUUCAUCUGACUAUAGAGCUGAAUUGAUUUAUGAACCAGGGACCGGGAAUUAUAGGUAUUCUUCAUUUCAAGCUUCAGGUUCCAAUGCGAAAUCAAUUCAAAGCAGGAAACAAAAUGGAGUUUUCAGCAAUGACUUCCUCACAUUAGGCCUUCCUACUUUGCCAUCGACGUGGCCGACUACCAAGAGCAACCAGCCAUUUGCUUCUGUAGCCUUUGCCAAUUGUGAACCUCCCGAUAAUGAGAGACCAAGCUGUCAGCUUCAUCUGUGAAAAGGGUCGUGCGCAAAAUUCAAAAUUUCAAAAGGGACCGAAAUGGGUGAAUCAGUGAGGGAAUUACGACUACUACAGCUUCCUCCCUCCGGCAAAGAAGCAUUCUGAUGAAGGAGCUGCGAGCACGACUACUUUUUGCAAUGGUGUUGCAGAUGGAAGCGUUGAUCUUGACUUGAAGCUGUAGAGAUGGGUGGCCAAGAUGAAGUCAUAAAGAGCCAUCUAACUUAUUAGAGUGGCAAGCUCGGCAAAAAAAUACCUUUAUUUUCCCUAAACUUCAAGAUGGCUCCACAUAGUUCCAAAAGAGACUAAAAUGAGCGUACUGACUUGAAAAGUGAGGUGGAGAAAAGGAGAAAAGGAAUUGGAUAGUAGAUAUGUUUGUUAGGAUGUUACAUUUGAUGAUGAGAGAUGUUGAUUUUCUUGGGUUAUUUCUGCCAA
Molecule: messenger RNA, 1827 nt
Organism: Eucalyptus grandis
Lineage: Eukaryota; Viridiplantae; Streptophyta; Magnoliopsida; Myrtales; Myrtaceae
Exons: 5
Coding region: 841-1392 (183 amino acids)
Source: RefSeq, a predicted model, not a curated record